UAAAAAAAAAUACGAAAUUCAACUUCUCACCGAAAUUGCUCACCAAUAUCUCUCUCUUUUACGCUGACCUCAUUCUUUUUGUAUCGAUUUAAUAACAAACCCUAUAAUCAACCCCCAGACAAUUUUACUAUCAAUCGGAGGUAAAAAGAAAGAAAGCAGCAGCAGUAGAUCCGAUGAGGAGAGUAUUCGGGGCUAAGAAAGAUAAAGAACCACCUCCUUCCUUAAACGACGCCUCUGAUCGGAUUAAUAAAAGAGGUGAAUCAGUUGAUGAGAAGAUCAAAAGGCUAGAUGGGGAACUUGCUCGUUAUAAAGAACAGAUCAAGAAAACCAGACCUGGUCCCGCUCAAGAAGCUGUGAAGGCAAGAGCAAUGAGAGUUCUCAAGCAAAAAAGAAUGUAUGAAGGACAACGUGACAUGCUGUACAAUCAAACUUUUAACCUAGAUCAAGUUGCGUUUGCUUCAGAGGGAAUUAAAGAUGCUCAGCAAACUAUGUCUGCCCUGAAAUCAGCGAACAAAGAGUUAAAAGGAAUGAUGAAGACUGUGAAGAUUCAAGACAUUGAUAAUCUGCAAGAUGAAAUGCUGGACAUGAUGGAUAUUAGCAAUGAAAUACAAGAAUCUCUUGGUAGAAGCUACAGUGUGCCAGAUGACAUUGAUGAAGAUGACCUCAUGGGAGAACUUGAUGCUCUUGAGGCCGAUAUGGGGCAGGAAACUGAAGGUGAAGGGGUACCUUCAUAUCUUCAACCUGAUAAUGAGCCCGAUUUGAAUGAAGAGCUUAACCUGCCUCCAGCUCCGAGUGGACAUGCAGUGCCAGCUGGCAGAGCCAACAAUCAGACUGUGGAUGAAUAUGGUUUUCCUGCUGUUCCUAAUGCAUCAAUUCGUAAUUAAGGGCGAACUGGUCUGCUUAUAGUUUUUUUAUUCUUGGUCACAUUGGUACUAGUAUCUGUUUACUGCUGCAAACAUUAGUGUGCAUAAUCUGAACAUGAUUACGUUUACUUGCUUUCGUUUAGGAUACAAUACUUGUGAAUGUAUAUGAUUUUGUUGACACUUCUUAAUUCAUGCAUUAUUGAUGUAAA
This is a messenger RNA of Erigeron canadensis, 1072 nucleotides long. RefSeq names its product vacuolar protein sorting-associated protein 60.2-like. Gene Ontology annotation, biological process: late endosome to vacuole transport via multivesicular body sorting pathway; vesicle budding from membrane. Gene Ontology annotation, cellular component: multivesicular body. The coding region runs from base 174 to 884 and encodes 236 amino acids. The transcript is spliced from 7 exons. Lineage: Eukaryota; Viridiplantae; Streptophyta; Magnoliopsida; Asterales; Asteraceae. The record is from RefSeq and is a predicted model, not a curated record.